Molecule: messenger RNA, 608 nt
Organism: Hydra vulgaris (swiftwater hydra)
Lineage: Eukaryota; Metazoa; Cnidaria; Hydrozoa; Anthoathecata; Hydridae
Product: ER membrane protein complex subunit 4
Biological process (GO): protein folding in endoplasmic reticulum
Cellular component (GO): EMC complex
Source: RefSeq, a predicted model, not a curated record
UAAUUUUUUCUGAAUUUAAAAAAAUUAUUUUUAGAAUGACUUCUCGUCAUGUGAUAAAAAAAAACAAGUGGAGUAUAGACUUCAACAGUCCUUCACGAACUGGUGUGAUUUCAAAAGUUAAAAAUAAUGACCAUUUAAACCCUGUUGGAUACACUGAUCAAAAAAUAAAUGCUAGUGGUGCAACUCAGGUUUCAGACUCAAAGCUUAUAUCAAAACGGUCAUGGAAUAUUGCAACAGGUCCUGCUAAACAAAUACCCAUGAAUUUGUUUAUAAUGUACAUGGGUGGAAGCUCAAUUUCUAUUUUUCCUAUAAUGAUUCUGGGAAUGAUGAUAUUCAGACCUAUUAAAGCUAUGAUGGCUUACAAAACAACAUUUAAAAUGUUUGAGGAAGAUAAACAAGCAAUUCUUCUCAAAAUUGCUUGGUUUUUAGGUAAUUUGUCUGGAAUUGUUAUAGCACUUUGGAGAUGUCACUCAAUGGGUUUGCUUCCUACCUCUCCAUCUGAUUGGUUAGCUUUUAAAGAACAUAGAAAACAAUUAGAGUAUGUUAUAGGAGGAAUGAAUCCAUGAAAAAUUUUUAAUUUAUUGACAAAUUUAGAAAAAUUGAGCAAA